Panthera uncia (snow leopard) is the source of this 1860-nucleotide messenger RNA. RefSeq names its product peptidase M20 domain containing 1 (gene PM20D1). Bases 7 to 1518 code for a protein of 503 amino acids. Gene Ontology annotation, molecular function: hydrolase activity, acting on carbon-nitrogen (but not peptide) bonds, in linear amides. Gene Ontology annotation, biological process: amino acid metabolic process. The record is from RefSeq and is a predicted model, not a curated record. The transcript is spliced from 13 exons. Lineage: Eukaryota; Metazoa; Chordata; Mammalia; Carnivora; Felidae.
AGAGGCAUGGCUCCGCUGCGUGUUUGCGUGCUGGCCCUGGCGGCUGUGCUGCUGCUGGGUAUCUCCACAAUGUCCAGAUCGAAGGGCCUGGGGGGCCAGAAGCAUCAGAGGGCGUCGCAAAUCCCUUCUGAGUUCAGCCAAGGCGAGCGCGUUGCGAUGAAGGAAGCGCUGAAAGGUGCCAUCCACAUUCCAACAGUGUCUUUCGGCCCCAAGGAGAUAAACACAACAGCCCUGGCCGAGUUUGGAGAAUACAUUCGUUCAGUCUUUCCUACAGUUUUCAAAACCAGCUUUGUCCAGCAUGAAGUCAUAGGAGAGUACAGUCACCUGUUCACCGUCCAAGGCUCAGAUCCCAGCCUGCAGCCCUACAUGCUUCUGGCUCACAGUGAUGUGGUGCCUGCCCCUGACGAAGGAUGGGAGGUGCCCCCCUUCUCUGGGUUGGAGCGUGAUGGCUUUAUCCAUGGCCGAGGCACACUGGACAACAAGAACUCUGUAAUGGCAAUCCUGCAAGCCCUGGAGCUCCUGCUGCUCAGAAACUACAUCCCCCGAAGAUCUUUCUUCAUUGCUCUGGGCCACGAUGAGGAGAUCUCAGGCCAUGAUGGGGCUCAGAAGAUGUCAGCCCUGCUACAGGCAAGGGGUGUCCGGCUGGCCUUCAUUGUGGACGAGGGUAACUUCAUCUUGGAUGGUUUCAUUCCCAACCUCAAGAAGCCCUUUGCCAUCAUUGCAGUCACAGAGAAGGGUGCAAUUAAUCUCAUGCUGCAAGUAAACAUGACUCCAGGCCACUCUUCAGCUCCUCCAAAGGAGACGAGCAUUGGUAUCCUCGCAGCCGCCGUCAGCCGACUGGAGCAGACACCAAUGCCGAACAUGUUUGGAAGCGGACUACUGAAAAUGACAUUGCAGGAACUGGCACAUGAGUUUCCCUUCCCUACCAAUAUAAUCUUGAGCAACCUGUGGCUAUUUGGGCCCCUUGUAAGCAGGUUAAUAGAGAGGAAUUACAUAACCAAUGCACUGGUCAGGACCACCACGGCGCUCACCAUGUUCAAUGCAGGAGUCAAGGUGAAUGUCAUCCCCCCGGUGGCCCAGGCCAUAAUCAACUUCCGGGUUGACCCUGCACAGACAGUCCAGGAGGUCCUAGAACUCGUCAAGAACAUUGUGGCUGACAACAGGGUCCAGUUCCAUGUGUUGAGUGCCAUUGACCCCCUACCUGUCAGCCCCUCUGACCAUCAGGCCUUGGGCUACCAGCUGCUCCGCCAGACCAUACGGUCUGUCUUCCCGGAAGUCAACAUUGUUGCCCCAGGUGUUUGUAUCGGCAACACAGACAGCAGACACUAUACAAACCUCACCACCAGCAUCUACCGGUUCAACCCCCUCUACCUGAAUCCUCAGAGCUUCCAGAGCAUCCACGGCAUCAAUGAGAAAAUCUCAGUCCGCGCCUACGAGACCCAGGUGAAAUUCAUCUUUGAGUUUAUCCAGAAUGCUGACACAGACCAGGAGCCAGUUCCUCACCUGCACGAACUGUGAGGUCAAGGAGCCAGCUGGAUUGGGGGUGCCCGACCUCAGCCGAGGCUAACUCAAGGGCAAAGCUAAUGCUGAUGAAACUUUGGGUCAAAACCACACUAUGAUACAUCACCCUCCUGCCUUGAUCACUCCGGAUUCACCAAAGAACAGGCCAAGGAGUAGGGAUGGGCCAGCAGAAAUCUGGCUUCUCCCUUCCUCUGAACAUCUGCAUCCCUAGGCUGACCAGUGCUUACUGCCUUCUUGUCCCCGUCUUAGAGGUUACCCGGCUUGUUUGUCUUGCGCUGGUUAUUUAACCACCCCUUAUUAAGGCCAGACUUAACAAAUGCAGAUUUGGGAAAAUCUCAA